Messenger RNA from Phytophthora nicotianae INRA-310, 1354 nucleotides. RefSeq lists its product as hypothetical. NCBI's taxonomy places the organism in Eukaryota, Oomycota, Peronosporomycetes, Peronosporales, Peronosporaceae. The transcript has 2 exons. Bases 91 to 1140 code for a protein of 349 amino acids. The record is from RefSeq and is a predicted model, not a curated record. Gene Ontology annotation, molecular function: protein binding.
UUCUUGGCGAAAAUCACUUGGGAGUGCUACCCACAUCUGCUCAUUUGCCAUUCCGAGCGGCAAGGCGAAGCAGGUCGCUAUUCAGACACCAUGGGCGAGAGCUUGACCGUCAGACUCUUCGUGCGCACGCAGACGUACGACAUCCCAUGUGACCCGCGGCAGCCUGCCAAAUGGCUGCUAAUGCAGGCUAAGAACAUCCAGCGCUCCAGUCAGAAGAACACGCCACCGGAGGACGAGCUGGAGGUGCUAUUUAACCGCACAACUCGCCGGGUAAUCGACCUGGAGGACUCAAUCGGCAGUAGCAUAUCUGCCAUGGACGUGAUCGAUGCCCGUACGUUACUACAGACACCCGACACGUCAUACAAUAGUGUCAUGUUCCCGUGGCUCCGCUCGUAUCCGGGCGGCUUGCUCUCAUCCGACAAGAUCGACUCGUCCAAUGGUCUCUUCUUCCAGCAGCUCUACGCCUUCACGCUGAUUGGUAAGCGUACACCAGUGAGUGCGGCUCAACGCAAGCAGAAACAGGAUCAAGACGCUUUCUUGUCGUUGCUACACACGUACGUCACGGGCAAUUACGACCAGGACCACAAGUCACGACCACAGCCAACAGGUGUCCGACGAGUAACAGUGCCGUCGUCGCCUGUAUAUCCACCAGAGCACGACCCGAAUGGCUUCUCAGACUCAGGAUCAGACAGCAGCUUGGAGGACUCGCCGUCGUACCCUACACGCCCGAGAAACGACAACGUUGGGCCUCAGCGUAUCCCCGCUCCUUCGAGUCCUGUACACCAGGUGCCGACGGUCCCGUCUCCUUCGGUUCCUCGUCCGCAGAACGCAUUGGAUGGGAUGGAGAAUGUAUUCGAUAUUGUAUUCAAGCAACAAGCUAUUGGUAUGAAGCUCGGCGCCGACGAGACCAAGCAAUUCGCGAUUGUCAAGGAGUGCUUCGAAGGAUCCGAGGCCAAGAGAUAUCCAGAGAUUCAAAGCGGUGUAGUUAUCCUGGCGGUAAACGGACAGGAAGUGAGCGGGCUUGGACUGUCCCGCGUGCUCUAUCGACUAAGAGAGGCCCCACGUCCUGUGGUUGUUCGCUUCGGUCGCAUGUCGACGCGUCAAUUGCUUGAGCGACGCAAGGCUCAUGGUCGGUGGUAAAUACUAACCAAACCGCUAGCAUUGGCAUUAAAAAAAACAAAGGAGACCUUCGUGAUCAAAUCGUUAAUAGUAUGUUUGCCAGCAGAAUGUUUAAAUGGACGGUAAGGCAUUACAAUUGCUUGUUCUCGAGAAGUUAUCCCUCCAAGUACAAGUUUUAUUUUCUUGAAUUUAGCAUCUAAUAACUAAAAUUACGUUUCUAGCCCAUCGAUGCCCC